Messenger RNA from Bactrocera tryoni, 1530 nucleotides. RefSeq names its product tRNA pseudouridine synthase A (gene Pus1). The transcript has 4 exons. Lineage: Eukaryota; Metazoa; Arthropoda; Insecta; Diptera; Tephritidae. Gene Ontology annotation, cellular component: nucleus. Gene Ontology annotation, molecular function: pseudouridine synthase activity; RNA binding. Gene Ontology annotation, biological process: mRNA pseudouridine synthesis; tRNA pseudouridine synthesis. The record is from RefSeq and is a predicted model, not a curated record. The coding region runs from base 236 to 1456 and encodes 406 amino acids.
GUGUUUACAUAUGCUACACAUGCAUUAACGUUGCACGACUGUAGUUUAAAGGGUGCCGAGCCGAGAACGCCUUCUGUGAUUUAGGAACUUAAUAUAAAAGUAAUGUUGAUAGUUAAUCGGACGGUCAAUUUCACAAAGGCAGCUGAUAGCUGCAACUAACAUAACCGUGUCAAUUCCACUGUGCCGUUCAUUAGCAACUUCAUUACAACAACAAACGAAAGGAUUCGCCGCCGCUAUGUCAGAAGCGCUAGACAAAUUGGAUCAGCAGCAGGCACAAAAUAAAGUUGAAAGUGCCGCCGUAGCUGAACAAUUGAAGGAUACAAAACGUCAGAAACGUGAAUUAAAACGGAGGAAAUGGGUUGACUGGAAGACACAGGAUGAAAUGGCCGGAGACACAAAGCGGCCAGCCUUCGAUCCGGCCGAUCGUGUUAAGCGAAAAAAAUGCGCAAUACUAUUGAGUUACUGUGGUGCCAAAUAUUUUGGCAUGCAACGUAAUCCCGGUAUGCAAACGAUUGAGGAGGAACUCUUCAAAGCAAUGCUAAAACACAAGUGGAUAACAGAGGAAAGUUUUGAAGCGGCACAAGCAGCUUGCUUUCAACGAGCUGCACGCACUGAUAAAGGUGUGUCUGCAGCACGACAAGUAUGUUCGAUAAAAUUGCCUGAUUCAGUCGAUAUCAAAUCUAUAAACGAAGAUUUGCCAGAAGAAAUACGUGUUUUUGGAGUCGAGCGUGUUACAAAAGGAUUUAAUGCGAAAGAUCAGUGCAAUGCUCGAACGUACACAUACACAUUGCCAUCCAUUGCGUUUGCAGAUAGCACAGAGAAACAUGAUUUCGAAAGCUAUCGCACUGAAGCUGCGCACUUGCAAAAGAUAAGGGAUGUACUGCAGUUAUAUGAGGGCACAAAAAACUUUCACAAUUUUACGAGCAGAAAAAACUUUUUGGAUCCUUCAGCGAAGCGAUUUAUCAUGUCGUUUAGUUGUUCUGAUCCAUUUAUUACGCCGCAAGGCUUAGAAUUUCUCACGUUAAAAGUUAAGGGUCAAAGCUUUAUGCUUCAUCAAAUUCGGAAAAUGGUCGGUUUAGCGAUAGCAAUUGCACGUGGCAACACUACUACAGCUACACUGGAGCGUGCACUGGUCGAAGAGCGUUUAGACUUGCCAAUGGCGCCUGGCUUGGGUUUAGUGUUAGAUACCGUCCACUAUGAACGAUAUAAUGAACGGUACGGUAGUGAUGGUAUACAUGAACCGUUAACGUGGGCUAAGCAAGAGGAUGAAAUAAAAGAUUUCAUUGAACGCUAUAUCUACACUAAUAUUUACGAAACAGAGUAUAAAGAGCGUUCCAUGUUGGAAUGGUUGGAGACUUUACCGUUGCAUUCAUACGAUGCGCGACGUGAUGAUGUGCAAGCAACACCGAACAAUGAAGGCAGUGCGAAUAAGCGUAAUGAGGACGACGAUGAAUAAUUUAUUCAUAUCAUGAUUUGUUUGAUAAAUAAAAAAGUAAAUCUGGAAAAAAUUUUUAAACAAUCUACUUUAAA